Habropoda laboriosa is the source of this 1076-nucleotide messenger RNA. It is a transcript of the gene TBCC, whose product is annotated as tubulin-specific chaperone C. Lineage: Eukaryota; Metazoa; Arthropoda; Insecta; Hymenoptera; Apidae. Gene Ontology annotation, cellular component: cytoplasm. Gene Ontology annotation, biological process: tubulin complex assembly; post-chaperonin tubulin folding pathway. The transcript has 2 exons. The coding region runs from base 82 to 1032 and encodes 316 amino acids. Gene Ontology annotation, molecular function: tubulin binding. The record is from RefSeq and is a predicted model, not a curated record.
AUGUAACUGAAAAUUGCAGAUGCUUUAAGCUGAAUGAUACACAAUAUAUAAUCUUUAAAAAAAUAACAUUCAAAGUGCAACAUGGAUUCUCCUACACUCAUAGAAGGUAGUUUACCAGAUCGUAUUACUAAAAGUUAUUUUAAGGACACUUUUUAUUCAUCAUGUAAAAAAAUUAAAGAAAUGUUAGAUGAGGCACAAAGCACACCCACAUCAACUCUUCCUGGAAUAUUUGAUAAGACAAAUAAAGAAAUUCAAACACUUAAAAAUUAUUUAUCACAAUCAAAAAUGUUUUUAAAAGUUUAUGAUAUUAGAAGAGCACAAGAAAAUUUACAAUUAUUAGAGAAUGAAGCUUCUGACUUAGAAAUGAAGUUACUACCUAAGAAAAAAUUUGGUUUUAAAAAUCGAAGAGUCGUGAAGAAAACUUGUGAGAAGGCACAUGAUAUGACAGAUGGUUUAAAAGAUUUGAAAAUAUCAGAAGGAAUUGUAAAUGGUUCAACAAAACAGAAGCAUAAAUUGUCAAGCAAGUAUGGUGACAGUGCAUGUAUGCUACUGGGAAAAGUUGAUGAACAAAUAGUAUUGGAUGCUGAAAAUGUGAAUAAAAAUGAUAUUCUACUUUCUGAUUUAAUCCGUUGUACAAUACGAAUUUAUGGUACACCUAGUAUUUUACACAUGGUAAACUUAAAGCAGUGUACUGUAUUAGUUGGACCAGUAACAUCAUCUGUAUUUGCCCAUGACUGUAGUGAAUGUAUAUUUGCUUUCGCGUGUCAGCAAUUUCGGUUACAUUCUUCUACAGAUUGUACUAUUUAUUUACAUAUUACAAGUAGAUCGAUUAUAGAAGAUUGUACAAAAAUACGUGUUGCACCUUAUAAUUGGUCUUACGAAGAUCAAGUAAAUCACUUCAAUUUAGCAGGUUUAGAUCCAAAAAUAAACAACUGGAAUUGUAUCGACGACUUUAACUGGUUAUCUAAUGAAAAACAUUCACCAAAUUGGAGCAUUUUAGAACCUGAAUUACGCGUUAAAAGUUGGGAUUAAUAAAUAUGUAUAAAAUGUGUCAAAAUCUAAAAUUCAGUUUUCAA